Messenger RNA from Orbilia oligospora ATCC 24927, 1188 nucleotides. RefSeq lists its product as uncharacterized. The transcript is spliced from 5 exons. The record is from RefSeq and is a predicted model, not a curated record. Bases 1 to 1188 code for a protein of 395 amino acids. NCBI's taxonomy places the organism in Eukaryota, Fungi, Ascomycota, Orbiliomycetes, Orbiliales, Orbiliaceae.
AUGGAUCAAUCACAGGAUUCCGAAAUGAGGCUUGACGUCGGGGUCAGGGUUCUCUCUAUGGGAGGGCUUAUAAGCUCCGUGUUUGCCAUGCCCGCUGGCAGGACCGGAGCCCGACAGUUUAGUGGUUCCUUGCUUGACGAAAUUAGUCAAUCGCCGAAUUCAUUCCUUGUCAAUAAUGCAAAAUUUAUUCUCGAUGAGACAAAUUUUGGAUCUCUCAACAGUUAUGUCGCCAUGGGCAAAAGUCUACCAGCAACUGAAAAUGACUUCUAUACCAAAUAUGACAAGGAAAAAUUCUACAAUUCGAUGAGAGAUGUUAUCCUCAGGCAUGGAGACUUCUACGCUAUGUCAUGCGACGCACAUGUCUCGAUGCGCAGAAACACUAAAUUCUACCACCGGAAUACCGUUCAAAAAUUCGUGGAAUAUGGAACUCGAGUAACACAAUAUGCAGAAGUCGCCAGAAUCAUAUACUCUAUGCUCGCGAAAACCCUAGACGAGAUGCAUGGUUUGCCGAGGGGUUCCCCGGAACGCCGUGAAAAGCUUCAAAUGCUAAAGCAACUCCUCGACGGAAUAAUCAGCGCCACAUUAGCCAUGUCUCAGAAUUCUACGGGAAUGCAUAGUGGCCUUCUUUCGUUUCAAGCCGGGACGAUCGACGACAAUGAAUUGGUCACCGCCGCUUCAAACUGCCUUUUCGCUGCACAAGCUGACAUUGACGCCACUUUCAAUCGAAUGAAGUCUAAUCUUGACGCAGCUGAGAAGAAAGUAAAUGAUUUACAAAGGAGGAUGGAUCGGGGUGAUAAAUCUGAGACUACCUAUUGGGAUCACUAUAACGCCGUCAUCGAUUCAAUGGCAAGGGCAUCCGCCUGGGCUAACUGCUGGGACAUGAUUGACGAUCUAAAGGCAAUCAGUGCUCAAUCUAGCCACAUCCUCAGGUACAUCAACAAUGCUUUAGCCCAGCUAAGUGUUGCAAUAGAAGGAUUCGCCCGAAUCUCGUCGGCAUUUUCGAACAUGCGAAGUCAGUUUGUGUCCACAACGGGAGAUAUCGAUCAAAAUGCCAUCCCGAGGUUCUUUUCCGACAUUUUAUUUAGAGAUACUCUAAAUUCUACCGCGGCAGACUGGCUGGUAGUCAAAGAGGCAGCAAACGACUUCACUGCAGAGACUGUUUCGCAACUACAAUCCCUCGGCCUUUAA